This is a messenger RNA of Mirounga angustirostris (Northern elephant seal), 1789 nucleotides long. It is a transcript of the gene FHL2, whose product is annotated as four and a half LIM domains 2. The transcript has 7 exons. Gene Ontology annotation, molecular function: transcription factor binding; transcription coregulator activity. Gene Ontology annotation, biological process: negative regulation of transcription by RNA polymerase II; negative regulation of calcineurin-NFAT signaling cascade. Lineage: Eukaryota; Metazoa; Chordata; Mammalia; Carnivora; Phocidae. Bases 442 to 1281 code for a protein of 279 amino acids. The record is from RefSeq and is a predicted model, not a curated record. Gene Ontology annotation, cellular component: nucleus; Z disc.
AGCGGGCAGGCCAAAUGGGGAGCUGGCAGCCCCUGCCCAUCUGGGGGCCGAGGCUCCUUUAAUUUGGAUACCUUAAAAGGCUCUCGGGAGCAAGGGGCUGGGUUCUUAUCUCCUGAGCUCUGGACAGUGCCUUAUUUAUAGCCCUGCUGACAAGAGGCGGCAGCCGGCCAGCAGCUGCAUACGCAGUUGGGGCCAUCCCACAGAGCGCUUGGCCCUGCGCUGCCGCUGUCCCUUUUGGCCAGGCUGGAGGACAGAAGGACAGGACAGAAUGAAGCUCUGAGCUAAAGAGGCACUAGUAGCUGACCUCUGAGAGCUUGCCGUGUGCUGGGUGGUUGUGAGGAGAACACGCUUGUGCACACCCUCGUGUGAUCUGCAGAACCGCUCUGUGAGGAGUGCUUCCAGUCUCCUGGCUUACAGGCUGUUGAAGAGCCGGGCGUCACGAUGACUGAGCGCUUUGACUGCCACCAUUGUGAAGAAUCUCUCUUUGGCAAGAAGUACAUCCUGAGGGAGGAGAGCCCCUACUGCGUGGCGUGCUUUGAGGCCCUCUAUGCCAACACUUGCGAGGAGUGUGGGAAGCCCAUCGGCUGUGACUGCAAGGACUUGUCCUACAAGGACCGACACUGGCAUGAGGCCUGUUUCCACUGCUCGCGGUGCAAGAGCUCGCUAGUGGACAAGCCCUUCGCUGCCAAGGAGGACCAGCUGCUGUGCACGGGCUGCUACUCCCACGAGUACUCAUCCAAGUGCCAGGAAUGCAAGAAGACCAUCAUGCCAGGUACCCGCAAGAUGGAGUACCAGGACAGCAGCUGGCACGAGACCUGCUUCGUCUGCCGCCGCUGCCGGCAGCCCAUCGGCACCAGGAGCUUCAUCCCGAAAGACAGCCAGAACUUCUGCGUGCCCUGCUAUGAGAAACAGUACGCCGUGCAGUGUGUUCAGUGUCAGAAGCCCAUCACCACCGGCGGCGUCACGUACCGCGAGCAGCCGUGGCACCAGGAGUGCUUCGUGUGCACCGCCUGCAAGAAGCCGCUGUCGGGCCAGCGCUUCACGUCCCGGGAGGAGUUCGCCUACUGCCUGAGCUGCUUCUGCAACCUGUAUGCCAAGAAGUGUGCCGGCUGCACCAACCCCAUCAGCGGACUUGGUGGCACGAAGUACAUCUCCUUUGAGGAACGGCAGUGGCACAACGACUGUUUUAACUGUAAGAAGUGCUCCCUCUCACUGGUGGGGCGAGGCUUCCUCACAGAAAGAGAUGACAUCCUGUGCCCUGACUGCGGGAAAGACAUCUGAAGCCCACACAGCUGCUUGUGAUGCGCACGGAUUUAGACACACUCAUUCUCCACCAGGCAGUACUGUGUCUGGUCUCCACCUGCCACGUUGAGACUUUCCUCUUGUGCUUCUCAGUGAUAGUCACAUUUGUUUAAAACCUUUAAUCCUUUGUACUAGCUCAGUCCCAGGGAAGGAGGAAACCCUUCUGUAAACCCUUCCUCGGUAGGAAGAUGGUGUUGAAUUUUUGUAAUCAAGCAAGGCAAAUCCAAGUGUAAAAAUCCUUUUGAAUGACAUCUUUAUACAUGUAUCUUUCUUUCACUGCGUAUUUAAUUUUUAAGUGCAAUUAACAUGUCACGAACUUGAGUUUUCCAAACUACAUGAGAUAAUGAAGAGUGGGCAUUUACAACUGUGUAGCUUCCUGUCAUGUAAGACCUAGAGCAAGAUCAUAUAGCUUACAAUAAAGUUAUCCAGAACAAAAUCCUUGGCCACACACAGCGCGUGAAAUAAUGAUUAAACAUUGAAAUUCUGA